AUGCGGAAGGAGCGGGGCUGGAGUUUCCCCGGCGUCCUGGCGCUGGAGCGCAGAUGUCUGAGCGGUGUCGGCCCGGGCAGGCCGGCGUUUCGUAAAUACGCUACAUACGGCCAAGGGAUUGAAUUAGCCUGCCAAAAAGAAAGAGAGUUCGUGAAGCACUCUGUAGAAUGCACGUGGAACCUAGCAGAAGCCCAGCAAAAACUUGGUAGCUUAGCACUGCAUAAUUCAGAAUCCUGCGAUCAGGAAUAUGCUCAAGCAAAGACUGAAGCUGCGGAGUUGAGAUGGAGAGAGGAAGAAUGGAGAAGAAAAGAAGAAGCACUAAACCAGAGGGAAAGACAGAAUCUAUGGAACGCAGAUCCCGUUAGUAAGGAGGUAUUUAAUAAGAGUUUUAUUAAUCAAAAAAGAAAAGAAAUAGAAGAUGAAGAUGUGUCUGAACCACUUAUGCAAAAACAUGAACAAAAGAUUAGACACUUUGGUAUGCUGAGCAGAUGGGAUGAUAGUCAAAGAUUUUUGUCUGAUCACCCAUAUCUUGUAUGUGAAGAAACAUCUAGAUAUCUCAUGUUGUGGUGUUUUCAUCUAGAAGCUGAACAGAAAAGAGCUCUGAUGGAGCAAGUAGCACACCAAGCAGUUGUAAUGCAGUUUAUUAUAGAAAUUGCCAGAAGCUGCAAUGUGGAUCCAAGAGGCUGUUUUCGUCUCUUUUUCCAAAAAGCCAAAACAGGAGAAGGCUAUUUUGAGGCUUUUAAAAAUGAACUAGAGGCAUUCAAGACGAGAGUGAGAAUCUGGUCACAAUCACAUGGCUUUCAAACAAUGUUACUACAUGAUCUCAGUGUCAAUCCUGGUCUUGCACGAGAGCUGACAUCUUAUUCACAGAACACAGGUGAUCUUCAAGGUUCCAUAAACACAGAUGUCUGCAGUUUAAACUCUGUGACACAAAGAGAUGAAGAAGAAUCCAAAAUGAUGGACACAGUAUAG
Messenger RNA from Antrostomus carolinensis (chuck-will's-widow), 972 nucleotides. Its product is annotated as hsp90 co-chaperone Cdc37-like 1. The coding region runs from base 1 to 972 and encodes 323 amino acids. Lineage: Eukaryota; Metazoa; Chordata; Aves; Caprimulgiformes; Caprimulgidae. Gene Ontology annotation, molecular function: heat shock protein binding; protein-folding chaperone binding. Gene Ontology annotation, biological process: protein stabilization; protein folding. The record is from RefSeq and is a predicted model, not a curated record. Gene Ontology annotation, cellular component: cytoplasm. The transcript has 7 exons.